Molecule: messenger RNA, 3311 nt
Organism: Bombyx mori (domestic silkworm)
Lineage: Eukaryota; Metazoa; Arthropoda; Insecta; Lepidoptera; Bombycidae
Product: glucose dehydrogenase [FAD, quinone]
Exons: 5
Coding region: 123-2135 (670 amino acids)
Molecular function (GO): flavin adenine dinucleotide binding; oxidoreductase activity, acting on CH-OH group of donors
Source: RefSeq, a predicted model, not a curated record
UAACCGUAGCGUGAUAUUACACAGACAGUCUAAAUUCUCAACGCGUUCCCGUUGCGGUUCCUAGCCACUGUAUAACAAGACUUCGCAGGAACAACACCGAUCGCGGCAGUUCGUGUAAAAACAUGUUACAAAUACUUACCACGUUUUUAAUGUUCUUAAUUAUGAUUGGAAUUAGAGCAUUUGAAGAAGACUACGACAUUGAAUAUUACGAUGACUUGCCGGAAAAUCAUUAUCACAAAGAGGGAAGAUCGUUUUCGUAUCCCCAGAGUCCGAUUAUAGAUUUGAUUAUGAAAACAGCGGCCCCUAAUUAUGUACCGAAAAAUUCUGGAGACAUUUUUGACUUUUUGAGAGAUUCGUAUCCGCUGCCUGGAGGACUGCACAGCCCUUAUCAUGAAUACGAUUUCGUAAUCAUAGGGGCGGGCUCAGCGGGCUCCGUUUUAGCUUCUAGACUAACAGAGGAUAAGAACACCACGGUCUUGCUUAUAGAGGCCGGGAAGCCAGAAAUGAUAUUAACUGACAUUCCAAUUAUGGCACCAUAUUUUCAAUCAACAGAAUAUGCCUGGCAGUACUACAUGGAACCCCAACCUGGAGUUUGUAAAGGUAUGAUCAACGGUCGUUGUUUUUGGCCGCGCGGGAAGGCGGUCGGGGGUAGCAGCGUCAUCAACUACAUGAUAUACACGCGGGGUAGACCACAAGACUGGGACAGGAUCGCGGCCGCAGGGAAUUAUGGAUGGUCGUACCGUGAAGUUUUGGAAUAUUACAAAAAAUCUGAAAACGCUAGACUCAAUGGUUAUGAAAAAGAUCCAACAAGGAAUCGUAAUGGGGAAAACCCUGUGGAAUUUGUACCGAUCAGGACUAAGCUCAUCAAAGCAUUUUUAGAGGCCGGUAGAAUCUUUGGACAUCCAACAAUUGAUUACAAUUCACCGCACCAAUUAGGAUUCGGUUAUGUGCAAGCUAUAACAACCAAAGGACACCGACAAAGUGCUGCGAAAGUAUUCCUGCAUAGACAGAAGAAGCGACAAAACUUACACAUCUUGCCGGACACAUACGUCACUAAAAUACUCAUAGAUGCUCGAACUAAGACAGCCUAUGGAGUCGAAUACGUACGAAACAGAUUAAAACACACUGUACUAGCACGAAAAGAAGUAAUUCUAUCAGCCGGUCCCAUAGCGUCUCCUCAGCUACUUAUGUUAUCCGGCGUGGGGCCUAAAAAACACUUAAAUUCAAUGGGCAUACCGGUUCUCAAAGAUCUGCCAGUUGGUAAAAUGCUAUACGAUCAUAUUUGUUUCCCGGGACUUAUAUUUGAACUCAACACAACCGAUGUCAGCUUGCACGAAAGCAAAAUGUUAAGAGUGCGACCUAUACUGCAGUGGUUAAAGAAUGGUGAUAGUACACUAUCAUCUCCGGGUGGCGUGGAAGGAAUCGGUUAUAUCAAAACUCCGAUCUCCAACGAUCCAGAUCCUAUACCCGAUAUUGAACUAAUCAGUAUCGGUGGAUCUAUACUGUCAGAUGGUGGGCCUGGAGGCAGUAGAGCAAUUCGAAGAGGAAUGAGAAUUAGGGAUGCAGUUAUAGAUGAGGCUUUUGGAUCAAUAGAUAGAGUCGCAAGAGAUACUUGGAGUGCUUUUAUUUUGUUGCUACACCCAGUUUCAUUUGGGGGAAUAGAGCUUAAAAAUAAAAACCCAUUUAGUCAUCCCCGGAUGUAUGGAAAUUAUUUAACUCAUUCGAAGGAUGUAGUAACAAUUAUUGCUGGGAUACGAUACGUACAGGCUAUGGCGGCAACAUUCCCUUUCCAGAAGUUUGGUGCAAAAGUACACAAAGCGUCCUAUCCAACUUGCCGACACAUACCGUUUGAUUCAGAUGAGUACUGGGAAUGCGCUAUUCGCACCCUCACUGCUACUUUGCACCACCAGAUUGCGACGUGUCGAAUGGGACCAAACAAUGAUCCAUUAGCAGUUGUAGACCCAGAACUAAGAGUAUAUGGGAUCGAAAAACUGCGGGUCGUAGAUUCAGGAGUCAUACCACGAACUAUAUCUGCUCAUACACAUGCACCCACGAUGAUGAUCGCUGAAAAAGCUGCUGAUAUGAUCAAAGCUACAUGGGCAUCAAUGCUACCUAAUUACAUUUCCUAUUCAUAAAUUAAUUCAUUUCGGGUUAUGCAUAUUUUACGAACGCGCCAAAUUAUAUUUAUUUUAUAUUAUAAGGAAAUUAAGUUUUUAAAAAAGUUACUUGGUUACCAGUCAUCUACGUUCACUUUUUAAAUAGGGAUUUUGUUUAUUAUAAUAUUUUUUAUUUGAUUAUAAAAUAUUUUAAAAUAAAUUGUACAUUAUUGAAAAUUACAAGAAUAUACUUUCAGGAAAAGCUAGUAAAAGCGUAUCAAGAAUACACGCAAAACAAAGAUAUAGAAUUUACGAGGGCGUUAGACAUAAAUAAUACAUUAAUUUAAUAUAAUAUAUUUAUAUAUAAUAAAUAAAUAAUUAGGGUAAAUCACUAAAACAGUGUAAUUAUUCGUUUAAUCCCGUUGAAUAUAAUAUGUUGCGAAUUGUAUUAGCGCCGCGAGUUAAAAAUACAUUCAAAACAAAAAUACAGAGCUUACAAUUACAUAAAUCAUAAAGGAUAUUAAUUAAGGUAAAUUGGUCAAAUGAUGUAAUAAUUAUUAAUAUCGUUCAAUCUGAUAUAUUGCGAAUUCUAGUGUCGGACGGACAUCAUUAUGAUAUUUAGAUAAGAGCAAGCCCUAAGUUUCUUGCCUUCUCAGGUGUGAAGCUGCUUUUAGAAUCAGUAGCAAAUUCUUGACGAUUUAAAAGCGCCCGGGAAGGUCUACAUAAAUACGAAAUACAUUUAGGUUUUGAAUGUUUAAGGCAUAGCAUCGUCAUUGCCAUUAACUUCUAUUAAACAAGUUCAUUUAAAAAUUAUCAAGUUAUGAUGCUGACGUGGCUCAAUUUUACCAGGAAAUACUCGUUAAUUUUCUCUUUCCUGAAUCGUUCGAUAACGAGGCUUACAGCGUGUAUGUUACUGUAAACUUUAAGGGUGGUCCCGUCCCUCAGCAGUAUGGAAUACGACGCAAGGGGGAGGGAUUGAAAAAUUAAUAAUGUGUAUAGAGUUACUACAAUAGGUAGGUAAAUAAAAGCAAAUACCAUUUUUUUAUGUAUGUACUUCACAAAUAAUAGGUUGGGGAAAAAGUUUUUCGCAUAACAAAUAGUAUGUAUGAUCUUGUAAUAAAAUCUCUUUGGUUAUACUAUUUGUAUCUGGCUGGUUUUAGUAUCAAUAAAAGUUUAAAUUGUAAAGAAGAUAAUUCCAAAUUGAAAUUAGAAAAA